AUGAUGACCGAGGCCGAUAGAGACGACUAUUUGGCCAGUAGGAUGGAGCAUCCUUCCACCCAUACGGCCGCCUUCAUAGAAAACCAAGUUCGAGUAGCGGGCGAACCGGCGCCUGUUUUUAUUAGUAGAUUGAACCGCGUCGACUCGCUCGAAGUAGCGAAAACACAGCAAAAAAUAAGUGACGAACUGUGGAAGGAGGCGAAUGCGGAAAAGACAGCCUUGUUAGCUCUCAUGGAUCAAGUUCGUGCCAAGCUGGAUAAGAGCAAUCCCGUUACGUCACAUAUAUCCAGGCUAGACGCGGGAACGUGCUCCUGGGAUCAAGUCCUGCAAGAAGUAGAGAUCCUGGCCUCUCGGUGGUCAUCGUCGCCGAAAAGAGCCUCGAAGAUGCUCCAUUUAGAUCGCUUGGGGAGGAAUUCCGAGGCCUUCCAAGCAUGGAUCGGGUUGCUACCCGUGGGGGAUUUCGGAUCCAGCAUAUGCGGCGUUUUCACGAUAGCUCUCAAUGCUGCUGGUCAAUACGUGAAGGUAGAAGACGCGAUCAUCGACGCACUUGCCCAGAUACCAGAGGCGGUCAGCGACACUAGGCGAUACAUCAAGCUCUAUGCGGAAACGAAAGACCACCGACUUGAAGAAAGGACGUUUGAUCUUUACCUGUCGAUUCUGAAGGCACUGAAUCACAUUAUGAGAUUCUUUGCUGAGCGAUCUGUCAAUAAAUUUGCUGGAUCUCUAUUUAAGCAACAUUCAUACCAGAAGGAACUCUUUUCGAGCAUAGACAACAUCAGGGUCCAGGUCUCGCGGGUCAAGGAAGAGUCUGAGCACUGCAUGCAGAGACGUGUAGCGGACAUGCAAAAGUCCAUCGUCAACACGGACCAGAAUGCCACCAAGUCGUUGCAACUUCUUCAGGCAUUAUACAACCAGCUUAUCCUGCAAGAGCCACGCUCUUCAUUUGAUCAAGGUGACAACAUGAUAUCGCCAGGAAGAAAUCUCUCAGAAGCCCCUGCCUCGAAUAACAAAAAGCAGUUAGACAGCGUUUUAACAGCACUUCAAUUUGAUGAUGAUGCUGUAUCCAGGGACAUUCAGACAUGCCUACGCAAUGGUUAUGCCUCGGACGAAGCCUUCCAAGCCAAGGCAGCGAAGCUUAUUGAAAGCGCGGCGCUCAAGGAUUUCAUCAUCAGCAAUUCCAACCAGGGAGCGUUACUCAUCAACGGAAAUGAAGACAUGUCUACCACUGAGGGAGCAUCUCCUGUCAGCCUGGUGUCUGCAAGAAUAGUGGUUGCUUCCGAGAGCACGCCUCAAGCCCUAUGUCUCUCCUUUUUCUGCAUGGAGCAUCGUCCAUACGGCGGCCCUCCUGGCCCACCUGCGCCCGCGGCAAUGAUGGCCAGCCUGACUGCCCAACUUCUCACCAAAAUGGAAGCAAAAUCUUUCAACAUCGACCUGUCCUUUUCUGACGACCUCGAGGCGGAGGAUAUUUAUGGGCUGAAUCUGAAAACCCUAUGUCUCAUAUUCUCGGAACUCGCGAAACAGAUACCCGAGGGUACGAUUUUGAUCUGUCUUAUUGAUGGGAUCGACAUGUACGAGAAGGUCGAUUUUCGGGAAGAUGUCGAUACGAUUAUGAGAAGAAUGGCGAGGCAGGUUUCAAAGCGAACCAACGUGAUAUUCAAGUUGAUUGUAACUUGCACCGGUCGAGCCAGAGCGAUUCAGACUCAUUUUGCGUCUGUCAUCAACAUGGAGGAGUCAGUCGAGCCGGAUGACUCAUCUCGAUGGAGAGUUCACAAUUCUGAUAUUUUGGGAGACUUACAAGACGCGGAAUCUUGA
Molecule: messenger RNA, 1812 nt
Organism: Clonostachys rhizophaga
Lineage: Eukaryota; Fungi; Ascomycota; Sordariomycetes; Hypocreales; Bionectriaceae
Source: the annotation of a GenBank genome assembly